AUGCAAGGCCGGUUCGCUACUUCGGAUACACACAAGUAUUCUGUUAUUCUGCCCACGUACAACGAGCGCAAGAACCUCCCGAUUAUCGUUUGGCUGUUGGCUAAAGUGUUUGAAGAAAAUAAACUUGCUUGGGAGAUUAUUGUCGUCGAUGAUGCUAGUCCUGACGGGACCCAAGAGGUGGCAAAGGAGCUUGCUACUGUCUACGGUGAGGAUAAAAUUAUCCUCAAGCCACGUUCUGGUAAAUUGGGGCUGGGGACAGCCUACAUUCACGGACUCAACUUUUGCAACGGAGACUUUGUAAUUAUCAUGGACGCCGAUUUCUCACAUCAUCCGAAAUUUAUACCCCAAUUCAUUCGCUUGCAGCAGGCACAUAAUCUCGACAUCGUGACGGGGACGCGGUAUCGUUCAACGUCGAAACCGUACUUGGUGGAUGCAAAGCCAGGAGGUGUUCAUGGCUGGGACCUUCGACGGAAAUUGGUGUCACGGGGGGCGAAUUUCUUGGCGGACACGGUGCUCCGACCAGGCGUCAGCGACCUUACUGGAAGCUUCAGGUUGUACCGAGUCGGAGUCCUUCGUCAUAUCAUCGCAGAAACUCAGUCGAAAGGGUACGUUUUCCAGAUGGAAAUGAUGGUGCGAGCAAAGGCGCUGGGGUAUUCUGUCGGCGAGGUCCCUAUAACGUUCGUGGACCGGAUAUUUGGUGAGAGCAAGCUGGGUGCAGAUGAAAUUGUCGGGUAUGCAAAGGGAGUCUGGGCUCUGUUUACUAGUGUCUGA
Molecule: messenger RNA, 771 nt
Organism: Guyanagaster necrorhizus
Lineage: Eukaryota; Fungi; Basidiomycota; Agaricomycetes; Agaricales; Physalacriaceae
Product: dolichol-phosphate mannosyltransferase
Exons: 7
Coding region: 1-771 (256 amino acids)
Biological process (GO): GPI anchor biosynthetic process; protein O-linked glycosylation via mannose; dolichol-linked oligosaccharide biosynthetic process
Cellular component (GO): endoplasmic reticulum membrane
Molecular function (GO): dolichyl-phosphate beta-D-mannosyltransferase activity
Source: RefSeq, a predicted model, not a curated record